Eimeria tenella is the source of this 1323-nucleotide messenger RNA. RefSeq lists its product as uncharacterized. NCBI's taxonomy places the organism in Eukaryota, Apicomplexa, Conoidasida, Eucoccidiorida, Eimeriidae. The coding region runs from base 1 to 1323 and encodes 440 amino acids. The record is from RefSeq and is a predicted model, not a curated record. The transcript is spliced from 7 exons.
AUGGUUUUGCCAACGGCAGCGCACGUCGUCUUCGUGGGGGGCUUCAGAGCCCCAUGUUCCGGUGCCGCAUCACUAAGGCGGUACAUUGUGACAGCAAACAUAACAGCAGCAGCAGCAACGGCGCCCAAAGCUCCACUCGUGAGAAGCUUCUGCUGCAGCGAAACUGACUUGCAACGCCAUGGAUUGAACCGGAAGGACCUGCUCCUUGCAUCGGGACUUAGCCGCAGAGGCGGCAUGCAGCAAGUGCAGCAGCAGAAGCAGCAGCUGCGGUGGCUCUGCGCGAAUGCAGCUGCAUCUGGGCGAGCUGCAGCAGCAGCAGAACUGCCGCUUGCAAAGGUGCUAUGGCAGCAGAGAUGCUUUCUGCGCCGCUCCUUCUCGUUGCAGCAACGAGGCAAGCACAGUAACGCCGCUCAGCAAGAAGAUCCACUUCCUGCUGCAGCAGCGGCAGAAGCAGUCCCAGCAGCAGCUGCUGCUCAGCCGUCUCAGCCCUCUGAACUCAGUGCUGGAGUCCACGAGGCCCCAGAGCUGCCUCCCCAGUACCGUGCAGGCUUUGCUGCACAGCCGCCUCCACCACCGCCGCCUCCGACUCGCCGCUGGCGCACGUGGAUGAAAGUAUUGGUGUUUGUGGUGAUAUCGGUUUCCCCCGUCGUUGCUGCCGUUCUUUUGUUCAAGUCUCUGUUGGUGCAAAGGCAGGAGCAGCAAACGGAAGCAGCUCGUGCUGCAGCAGAGGAAGACGCAGCGCUAAAAACGGCUCAGCAGAUUGUCGCCAACUCCCUGUCAUGCAUCUGCAUAGCAGGAGGCGCAAAAGAUAAUCGCAUUGUCUCAACAAGCGUGGACCCGCACCUGCCUGAGAGUAGGGUGCUGCGUCUUCCGACGAAGAAUUUAGUCAAAGGCAUGGAGAAUAAUUCCUUGACAUAUCUAGUGGCGGGUGAACGCAGUUCCUUCAGUCUACCCUUCAACUUCAUUCAUUUUGCCGUUAGUGCCUCCAGCGAUCUCUUCGAGCAAUUCAAGGCUGGAAAUCCCCUUUCCCUGCUCUACGUUGAUACGUCUACGGGAGACAGUGUGCUCUUGACAGGCGUCGCUGCGGUGGUUGAUUUGGAUCCGUACAGGACGCACUACUGGCGAAGCUCAUGGUCAUCCUCAAUACCAGGGGGUCGGACAAGCGCGGACUACAAACUUGUCAAGUUUGUGCCCAACUCAAUAGCCAUAGAUUUGGGGCUGAGGGGCCCCGCAAAGUGGCGGCCUAUCCGUCUAUCUCGCUUGAUAACACAGGAAAACAUACAAUGGAAGCUAGACAACGCCCCUCCUGCCCUCAUAUCCUAG